Molecule: messenger RNA, 2072 nt
Organism: Drosophila takahashii
Lineage: Eukaryota; Metazoa; Arthropoda; Insecta; Diptera; Drosophilidae
Gene: kni
Product: knirps
Biological process (GO): regulation of transcription by RNA polymerase II
Cellular component (GO): chromatin; nucleus
Molecular function (GO): zinc ion binding; estrogen response element binding; nuclear receptor activity
Source: RefSeq, a predicted model, not a curated record
GCUUCUUGCCAGUCGAACCUCUCAGCCAGAAAUCAGUCGUCAGCCAGUAGCCGAAGUGUCAGUUACACACAUCGAGAGUUCCCAAAGAAAUCGCGUUGCUCCGGCGAUCUAUCUGAUCUAUCACAUCCCGCAAUUUAAUCAUAGUGUUGAAAACCUGAAACAAAUCACAUACAGAGACUGAUCUGAAAGUGCUUGAAAAAUACACCCGAAAAUCAAAGUGAAAAAACGUGCAGCAACGAUCGCGAAUCGCUGCAAUUAAAAAGUCAUCGUAAAACCCAGUGCCCAGCCGAAAAAAAAGAAAAACACAAGAAGAUGAACCAGACAUGCAAAGUGUGCGGUGAGCCGGCGGCGGGCUUCCAUUUUGGCGCCUUCACCUGCGAGGGCUGCAAGUCCUUCUUUGGCCGAUCGUACAACAACAUCAGCACCAUCAGCGAGUGCAAGAACGAGGGCAAGUGCAUCAUCGACAAGAAGAACCGCACCACCUGCAAGGCGUGCCGCCUGAGGAAGUGCUACAACGUGGGCAUGUCGAAGGGUGGCUCCCGCUACGGUCGUCGCUCUAAUUGGUUCAAGAUCCACUGCCUCCUCCAGGAGCACGAGCAGGCUGCCGCGGCGGCGGGUGGCAAGGCUCCACCUUCGGUGGGUGGUGCCCCUUCGGCCUCCUCCCCGGUGGGUUCACCCCAUACGCCCGGUUUCGGUGACAUGGCCGCCCAUCUGCAUCACCACCAUCAGCAGCAGCAGCAGCAACAUCAGCAGCAACAGGUGACCCGUCAUCCGCACAUGUCGCUGCUCGGCUAUCCCAGCUACUUGCCCGAUCCUGCCGCCGCCCUGCCCUUCUUCAGCAUGAUGGGUGGCGUGGCUCCGCAUCAGUCGCAUCCCUUCCAGCUGCCCCCUCACCUCCUGUUCCCCCAGUACCAUGCCAGUGCCGCCGCAGCAGCUGCCUCGGCAGCGGAUGCUGCCUACCGCCAGGAGAUGUUCAAGCACCGCCAGAGCGUCGAUUCCGUGGAGUCGCAGAACCGCUUCAGUCCCGCCAGCCAACCACCGGUGGUGCAUAAUCAGCAGUCCUGCUCUUCAGCCCGCCAGUCGCCCAUCGAUGUUUGCCUGGAGGAUGUCAAGGAGGAUGUCAAGUCGGUCCAAAGCAGCCUCCUGCAUCCCAUCGCCAUCCGAGCCACGCCCACCAGCAGCCCCCUGAGUUUUGCGGAUAAGAUGCAGAGCCUUUCGCCCGUUUCUGUGUGCUCCAUUGGUGGCGAAACCAGCAGUGUGGCUCCUCCACUGGCGCCUCCAGUUGCACAGGAGGGACCCAUGGAUCUGAGCAUGAAGACGUCGCGCAGUUCGGUGCACAGCUUCAACGACAGCGGCUCCGAGGAUCAGGAUCAGCUGGAAGUGAUGGCUCCGCGCCGCAAGUUCUGCAAGCUGGAGGCCGAGUGCCUGAGUGCCACCAGCAGCAGCAGUUUCUCCCACUCCCACUCGCCGAACAGCACCACCCCCACCCACGCGGAGGUCAAGCGGCCGAAGCUGGAGGCCACCCACUUUGGGGGCUUCGCGGUGGCCCACAAUGCGGCCAGUGCCAUGAGGGGCAUUUUCGUGUGUGUCUAGGGUACACGGCGAAAAAAUGGGAGGAGUCGAGCCCCCCAAAAAAAACCCUCGUUGUUUUUUUUUGUUUGUUACUUGAAAGAAAAUGUAUGUAAAUUUUUUCGUGUGCUCGCUCACACUUUUGAGGCGGUGAAAGAGAUGGGGAGACAGACAGGUUUCGCUGGAAAGAGACAGCUUGACCGGGUAGUUGCAUUGCACUCGCACACUCACACCAACAACACCAACACCUACACGUACAUACUGAGCUCAGAUCCAAAAAUUAUUUUUAUAAAAACGUUAAAAUUGUACAUAUUUCUUUGAGCUUGUUUGCGAUUGUGUUUUAAAGUUAAACGAUCCUUAGAAAAUAGUUAUCAUUCCCACCCUCAAAACGCUAUUGUAUAUACACAAAUUGUUAAGUCUAAGAAUGAUCUUGAUUGUCUCUAAGUAUUUUAUUCUAUUUUAGUCCUAGUUACUGUACGUCUAUAGAUUGGCUUUUAGUUUUA